Messenger RNA from Salvelinus fontinalis (brook trout), 3724 nucleotides. RefSeq names its product BMP and activin membrane-bound inhibitor homolog. Lineage: Eukaryota; Metazoa; Chordata; Actinopteri; Salmoniformes; Salmonidae. Gene Ontology annotation, molecular function: frizzled binding. Bases 476 to 1249 code for a protein of 257 amino acids. Gene Ontology annotation, biological process: transforming growth factor beta receptor signaling pathway; positive regulation of canonical Wnt signaling pathway; negative regulation of transforming growth factor beta receptor signaling pathway. The record is from RefSeq and is a predicted model, not a curated record. The transcript is spliced from 3 exons.
UAUUUCUUCAACUCAAGGUCCGCUUCCCGAAGUCGACUAUUGAAGUGUUGAUGCGAGAGUAGACGACAUUUUAUUCACAUUUCGUUGUUUUCGGAUUAUAAACGUUAUUCUUGACCAUCAUCGUGGAUGUGUGUAAAGUCGGAUUGGACAAGUAGUCACAACAUUUAUCCGGUUUUCUACUAAAGGAAUGUUUUUUUCUUCCUCUUUUCAACAACUAACGAUACAAGUGCUCCGCUUUUCCAGUAGGGCUUUUCAAGUACACCAGUCCGGCUUUUAGGCUUUUUCUCAUGUAGCCUAGUUUUCCUAUGCAGGGAAAGCCUUCCGUUUUUCGUGUGCUUUUCUUACGUCUUCCGGUGGAUUGUGAUUGUGGCAACUAUUUAUUCUGUAGAUUUCAUGUAACCGUGUCUUCGAGCGCAGCCCUGCGGGUUUUGGUACUUGGAUAAGAGUGACUAAAAAGUUAGGCUACUUGUCGUAAAUGGAUCGCCAUUUCAGUUUCAUUUCCAUUUGGCUACAACUGGAACUCUGUGCCAUGGCUGUUCUUCUAACUAAAGGAGAAAUACGGUGUUACUGUGACGCCCCCCACUGCGUGGCCACGGGCUACAUGUGUAAAUCUGAUCUAAACGCCUGUUUCACCAAGGUGCUGGACCCAAUGAACACUAACUCUCCCCUCACGCACGGGUGUCUAGAUCCCAUAGCGAACUCUGCCGACAUGUGCAGCUCUAAGAACACAAAUGCCCUGAGUGAGGGUUUGUCUAUGCUGGAGUGCUGUCACGACGAUAUGUGCAACUACAGAGGCCUUCACGACCUGGCUCACACCAGAGAAUCAACAGAGCACGGCAGGUACCAGCCUGAGAGCAACAACCGUCACCUGGUCACGCGGGUACAGGAGCUGGCCUCGGCCAAAGAGGUGUGGUUCAGGGCAGCGGUGAUCGCGGUGCCCAUCGCUGGAGGCCUCAUCUUGGUCCUUCUCAUCAUGCUGGCCUUACGGAUGCUCCGCAGUGAGAACAAGCGGCUGCAAGACCAGAGGCAGCAGAUGCUGUCACGGCUCCACUACAGUUUCCACGGCCACCACACCAAGAAGGGCCACAUGGCGAAGCUAGACCUGGAGUGUAUGGUGCCCGUGACAGGACACGAAAACUGCUGCCUCACCUGUGACAAGAUGAGACAGGCGGACCUGGGGAACGACAAGAUACUGUCUCUGGUACACUGGGGGAUGUACAGUGGGCGUGGGAAGCUGGAGUUUGUAUGACUUACUUUUCUAAGUUUGUUUGACUUUACUUAAUGUCCCCCCCCCCCCCGCCCAAAAAACAGCCAAGGCUGUCUCCUCUACUCGUUGGGUUUUCUCUUUUAAUUUUAAAAAUGAAUCCCCCGUUUUGUCUAUUUUACUUAACAGCUGUUUUUUUUCAAUGGAGGGGAAAAAGAGGACUGAACGGAACGCAAGCCUUGUGGUUUUUGCUGAAGGAGCACUUUACUUGAAAAUGAAAGGCAAACCAUCGAGGCUGUAUUUAAACUUGAGGACAGGACUGACCGACGGACUGAGAAAGCUCUGUCAAGACCCUGUCUGCAUGUGGAUCCUGGACUUUACACGGAGCGCUGAAGGAUUCCAAAUCUGUCUUAUUUGCACAUUUGUAAAAAGUAAAAUAAGUUGUUUUGCUUAAAAAGAAGCUAAGUAGAAGAAGACUUUUACACUGACACCAGGGUUAAACAACAAUAUAAUAGUUCAAUAAUUCAGUGUUGACUGUAGGUGUGUGCACUCCUCUGUGUACGUUUCUUGAUCCAAGCCUAUUGUAAAGAUUUAAAAUAUAUAUAUUUUUGUCUGAAAAGAAAGACCCUGUCCUGUGUCUUCUUCCUUGCUGUGUGAAAGAGAGGAACAGUUUUCAAGAUGUUUUUCACCCCCUGGUGUGUUUGUGUGUGUACAGUAGUAUGUAAGAGGAUGUGUAGUGAGUGAGAGGACCACGCUGCCAUGGUGGUGUGACGUUUCAUACCCAGACGGUGGGAGUGUGGGCCGCCGUGGCGUGUGUGUAGUAUCAGGCGGAGUGUGUUGGCCGUGUGGUUCGUGUAGGACUGACUUCACAGUGAGGCCUUGUUUCACAGUAGUACUCCACAUCUGAGUCAUUCUUGAAUCUCCUCCAAAGGUCAGGAUUUCGGCAUCAAACACAUUCGGUUUCUUUCAUUGCACGCGCUGGAUUCCUCCUGGAAGUAGUCUGGCUAUUUAUUUUAUACUCGGUCGAAGGCCAGUAUAAGCCCUCCCCAUUCAGCUACUCUGGAUGUGUUUCAGCCGACACACUAACCCUUCUGUAUCCCAGCUUGUGUUGAUGAAGAAGGCUCUUUUCUUUGCCAAGCGACUAGGCUAGUGAUUAUGCCACAAUUGACACUCUUAUUACGCGGCUUAGAAAUAGAGCUCGAGCCUGAGGUUGCGCGUGUGUUUUAUUACGAGAGUUAUGCAUGGGUUAUCAGGAGAGUUAAUAUGGAACCCACAGAGUUAUAGCUUGGAUAAUGUGAAGACUGUAUUUCUAUUGUUGUUGUGUUUGAAAUCCCCUUCACUUCUUUUCUCCAGUCUGUUUGGUAGUCCUUCUACUUUAUUACGUCCUAAUACUUCCCUGAUGGUACGUGUAUCUCGCUGUAAAGCCUGUCCAUAGUGAGACACAUAAACAUAUCGCGUGACCAAUUUCAACCAGCUACUUUUUUCCCUUUUUGAGGUAAAACUUUGGUGGACUUUGACUGUGAUAAACGAUGUGGAAGAAUCAAUAAUGGCGAUGCAGGAUUCUGUGUACUUGUAGUAACGUUAACAUAGCAGCCUAAAAGUUGGGGCCUUCGAAAGGAACAUAGCAUGUUUUGGAAAUCACGGUUCAAAAGUUCAAAGGAACUGUGUUACUCCUCUCCGUGGUAACCAAGACAGAGAGGAGGAAAGUAAGUUGUUUAUUUUAGGUCCACCUGUGUCUGUGUAUGUCUAUGUGUCUGUGUCCAUUUGCAUGCGUGCGUGUCUACUGUGUGUGUGUCAGUUCCAGGCUGACUUCUUGUUUCUCUCCAUUAGGCCUUAAGGAAAACACUAUUACCAGGCUAACCACUUAACAGCAAUCUGCCUUAACCGGGCCUCAGGCCACGCAGACACUUAGUCUCCCCAGGACUAUUACCCUGCAAUAAUAACAGGACCCUCUGGUUUGGACAGCUAAUGUGCCCUGUGUUUUUGUUCUGCUCGCUCCCAUCACCUGCUGAUACCAGACAGACAGGGAUGUCUGAAGGGGGAGGGCACGUGCACACACACGUACGCACACACACACACACACACUCUAGUAGUGCCUCUUGAUGCUACAGUUAGACCCCAUGCACAGUGGCUCUACAAUAAAACACUUCUCCAGGCCCAUUAGGAUCGGCUGCCAUUUUGCUGAGCGGCAGGCGGUCAGGCUGUUUGUAUUGACAUGCAAAUGUAAUGAGGCGGUCGACUGGCUCCCUUCAAAAGCCCAAUUUGUUUUGAAGUCACUUCAAAAUGUCCCCUUUCUAACUUGCCAGUGAAUUGUUAUUGGUGUAUAUUCUGGAUGCGUCUGGAAAGGCACCCUGUUGCCUAUAUGGUGCAAUAUAUACAUAAUAGGAUGCCUUUUGGGUCGCUCCCGCUGUCUCUCUCUCAAGUCAAUUCGCUUUAUUGGCAUGACGUAACAAUGUACAUAUUGCCAAAGCUUAAUUUGGAUAUUUACAAUAUAAAAUAAAUAAAAUAUCUCUCUCUGUC